UGAUCUCAAGAAACAUUCCAAAAGGAUUCUUAAGAUUCACUUCAAUCCUCCCAGUCAGUCUCAUCAAUCCAUCUCCUUGGUAUCAUUGGUUUCUUUAUAGCUUGGCUUGCUAAUUUCAAACUUCUUCUUUUCUCAUUCAAUCAAGGCCCUUUAUCAUCACCAUAUAUUUCAUUCCAAUCUUUCAUUUUUAUUGCUUGUUUUCCCAUUAAUUUCAAACAAAACCCAUCUCCCAAAGAUCCUCAACUCAACAAAUCCCUCUCUCAGAACCUUCUAAUCUACUCCCUAAAGGGUUUAAUUGUGGUCUUACUGGUGUUUAUAAUUAUAAACAAUAUUUAAAUCCAAAGUUCAUCUUUUUCUAUAUUGUGUCCACAUUUGGUUCCUCCUAGAACUCAUUCUAAUCAUAGGUGCAGAGUUGUUGAUCACUUAUUCACUCACCUCCAUAAAAUCCCUCUUGCAUGCUGCUGCUUCUGGUUGAGCAAUGUCACUUGAGAGCCUUACAGUAGGAGAUGACGUGGUGGUGGUGGUGGCGGCUACAGAUUUUUUCUUUUUCUUUUUUUUGGUCUACGGCGACGUGUUAUAGACCCUACUACUGCAUUUUUAGCGAUAACCCUUAUCCAUGUGUAUGGGGUACAUGAAUAUGAUUUAUGAGGCCACGAUAUGUGGUUACUAUCGUUUUGCUCAAGAGUCAAUAUGAAUUGGUACUCUCACUAUGCGCCACCAUUUAUUUUUCUUCUACGUAUAUGAAUUCCCAGGGGCCAGUGCUCUCAUGUUGUGUUUCUCACUCACUGUUAUCAGAAUUUUAAGUUUGAGAGAGAGAAAAGAGAUGGAUUACCUGAAUUAUUUUCUGUGGAUUUUGGUUUCAUGUGCAUUUUUUAAAAUGUGUUCAUGGAUUACUAUAUCUUCGCAUGCAAAUCUUCCACCUGGUCCGGUUUCUUUACCAAUCAUUGGAAACCUUUUCCAGCUCGGAAAAAAGCCUCACAAAUCACUGACUCGGCUUGCUGAAAUUUACGGACCCUUAAUGUCCUUAAAACUCGGUUCUAUAACCGCAGUUGUCAUUUCUUCUUCAACAAUAGCCAAAGAAAUUUUUCAAAAGCAUGAUCAAUCUAUUUCAAGUAGAAUCGUCUUAGAUGCAGUUAAGGUAUGUGAUCAUCAUAACACUUCAAUGAUAUGGUUACCUGUUUCUCCUCAAUGGAAAAAUCUUAGAAAAUUAGCAAAUUCACUCAUUUUCGCACCACAAAAGCUUGAUUCAGAUCAACACUUAAGGCAGCAAAAGUUAAAUGACCUUAUUUGUCACGUUCGCCGAAGCGCAAGCUCUGGCUCUGUGGUUGACAUUGGUCAAGUUGCUUAUACUACUGCUCUAAAUUUGCUAUCAAAUACUUUCUUUUCAGUUGAUUUAGCUGGUUUCAGUUCAGAUUUUGAUUCCACUUUUGAAGCUGCUAUUAGAGGAGUAAUGACGGAAGUAAGCAAGCCAAAUUUUUCUGAUUAUUUUCCGAUUCUUAAAUUUUUGGAUCUUCAAGGCUAUAGACGUCGUAUGAAGAAUCAUUUUGUAAUACUGCAUGGGAUAUUUGAUAAGAUAAUAGACCAGAAGUUGUUGUUAUCACAGUCUGCGGAGACAGAGAGUAGUACUUCAAGAGAUGUGCUUGACAUGAUUCUCGACCCAUGCACUGAUGGGAUUAAACUUCAACGGCGUGAAAUUAGAGCUAUACUUAUGGACUUCUUCUCUGCCGGUAUAGAUACUGCCUCAUCCACGAUAGAAUGGGCAAUGGCUGAACUAAUUCGUAAUCCAUCUAAGAUGCUAAAGGCUCAACAAGAGCUUUCAAACAUCAUUGGCAAAGACCGACCUAUCGAAGAAAAAAAUAUCAUUCGACUUCCUUACUUGCAGGCAAUUGUGAAAGAAACUUUGCGCCUUCAUCCACCAGCUCCAUUAUUAGUUCCUCACAAGGCAGAAAUUGAUUUUAAGUUCCACGAUUUCGUUAUCCCUAAGGGUACCCAAGUACUUGUCAAUUCUUGGGCAAUUAGUCGAGAUCCUAACACAUGGACGGAGCCAACUUCUUUUCAGCCUGAGAGGUUUUUAGCUUCCAAAAUUGAUUACAAAGGCCAAGAUUUUGAGUUCAUUCCAUUUGGAUCUGGACGUCGGAUUUGUCCUGGUUUACCAUUAGCACAUAGGAUGGUACAUUCAAUGUUGGGUUCGCUUCUACAGUCAUUUGACUGGAAAUUGGAAAAUGGGUUGAACCCAAGAGAUUUGGAUAUGGAGGACGAAUUUGGGAUUACAUUAGUGAAGGCUAACAGGCUCCAAGCUAUUCCGGUUAUUAGGUCAUAAAUUAUUCUGCACUUUGGAUAUGUAUCCUGUAAACGGGAGUUCUGGCUUAUUACAUUUCAUGAUUUCCUGUGACAAAGUAAAUUUGAGGCAUUAUCCUAUAAAUUGUAUCGAAUGUACUUCCGAGUGUUAAUGAAAGUUACUGUUUCAUAAA
Messenger RNA from Papaver somniferum (opium poppy), 2471 nucleotides. RefSeq names its product geraniol 8-hydroxylase-like. NCBI's taxonomy places the organism in Eukaryota, Viridiplantae, Streptophyta, Magnoliopsida, Ranunculales, Papaveraceae. Gene Ontology annotation, molecular function: monooxygenase activity; oxidoreductase activity, acting on paired donors, with incorporation or reduction of molecular oxygen; iron ion binding. The record is from RefSeq and is a predicted model, not a curated record. The coding region runs from base 710 to 2320 and encodes 536 amino acids. The transcript has 2 exons.